GCUGCGCUGCGGCGCGCACAGGCUCCGCCGGCUGCUAUUCCGGCUGGCGGCCGCCGCAGGAAGGGCCGGCUCCCGAGCUCCCUCCGCCCCUUUCCCUCGCCUUCUGCUGACGCUGACGUCGGACGAGGGACCUGGAGGGACGUUCUGAGCGCGGCCGGGAGGCUCCCGGGGGCCCGAGCUCCGAGGUUAUAAUAUAACUUAUCCUCCCAUGCUUUUCCUCUGUCCCUUCUUCCCAAAUCAUCAGCUGUAGAAAAAGAAGAAGGAAAAACAUGUCAGGACACAAAUGCAGUUAUCCCUGGGACUUACAUGAUCGCUGUGCUCAAGAUAAAUCAGUUGUAAAUAAAAUGCAACAGAAGUAUUGGGAAACAAAGCAGGCAUUUAUUAAAGCCACAGGGAAGAAAGAAGAUGAACAUGUUGUUGCUUCUGACGCAGACCUGGAUGCAAAACUAGAGUUAUUUCACUCAAUUCAGAGAACCUGUUUGGACUUGUCUAAAGCAAUUGUACUUUACCAAAAGAGGAUAUAUUUCUUGUCUCAAGAAGAAAAUGAACUGGGAAAAUUUCUUCGAUCCCAAGGCUUCCAAGAUAAAACCAGGGCAGGAAAAAUGAUGCAAGCAACUGGAAAGGCCCUCUGCUUUUCUUCCCAGCAAAGAUUGGCCUUGAGAAAUCCUUUGUGUCGAUUUCACCAAGAAGUGGAGACCUUCCGGCAUCGCGCCAUCUCCGACACGUGGCUGACGGUGAACCGCAUGGAGCAGUGCCGGACUGAAUACAGAGGGGCGUUAUUGUGGAUGAAAGACGUGUCCCAGGAGCUCGAUCCAGACCUGUGCAAGCAAAUGGAGAAGUUCAGGAAGGUACAAACACAAGUACGACUUGCAAAAAAAAACUUUGACAAAUUGAAGAUGGAUGUGUGUCAAAAAGUGGAUCUCCUUGGCGCAAGCAGAUGCAAUCUCUUGUCUCAUAUGUUAGCAACAUACCAGACUACUCUGCUUCAUUUUUGGGAGAAAACUUCUCAUACCAUGGCAGCCAUCCAUGAGAGCUUCAAAGGUUAUCAACCAUAUGAAUUCACAACAUUAAAGAGUUUACAAGACCCUAUGAAAAAACUAGUUGAAAAAGAAGGAAGGAAAAAGAUCACCCAGCAGGAAAGUACAGAAGCAGCCACAGAGGAUCCAAAUCAGUUAAUUUCAUUGGCCGAUGAAAACCAGAGCAAGGAAUCCUCUAGUUUUAAACCUGAAGAUGGAAAAAGUGUUCUAUCUGCCUUAGACAAAAGCUGUACACAUGAUGUGUCCUCAGGACCUGUAGAUGAGUUAUUAGAUAUGAAAGCUGAGGAAGGGGCUUGCCUGGUCCCAAAGGCAGGGACCACGGAACUCGAAGGUGCUGACAAAGAUGACCUGCUGCUGCUGAAUGAGAUCUUCAAUGCUUCCUCCCUGGAAGAAGGCGAGUUCAGUAAAGAGUGGGCUGCUGUGUUUGGAGACAGUCGGCUUAAAGAGCCCGCACCAGCUGUGGCCGCAGGAGAGCCAGACCCCAAGCCUCAGGCAGGCUCAGGAUUCCUCCCUUCACAGCUUUUAGACCAAAACAUGAAGGACUUGCAGGCUUCCCUUCAAGAGCCUGCCAAGGCUGCCUCGGAUCUGACUGCCUGGUUCAGCCUCUUUGCUGACCUUGACCCUUUAUCAAAUCCUGAUGCUGUUGGAAAAACUGAUAAAGAACACGAAUUGCUCAAUGCAUGAGUCUGCAGCCUCCAGGAGCAGCGGACACCCGUGCCGAUCUUCAGCAACACCACGGGGUUUAGCACAAGUAUAAAGUGAUCAGUAUACUGUUUUAACAUUUACGUGCCAUUUUAAUAAAAUCAAAGGGUCAGAGGCCCUGUU
Molecule: messenger RNA, 1862 nt
Organism: Elephantulus edwardii (Cape elephant shrew)
Lineage: Eukaryota; Metazoa; Chordata; Mammalia; Macroscelidea; Macroscelididae
Gene: ICA1
Product: islet cell autoantigen 1, 69kDa
Exons: 14
Coding region: 270-1721 (483 amino acids)
Biological process (GO): regulation of transport
Cellular component (GO): Golgi apparatus
Molecular function (GO): protein domain specific binding
Source: RefSeq, a predicted model, not a curated record